Molecule: messenger RNA, 903 nt
Organism: Rotaria sp. Silwood1
Lineage: Eukaryota; Metazoa; Rotifera; Eurotatoria; Philodinida; Philodinidae
Source: the annotation of a GenBank genome assembly
AUGAGUUCGGAACGGUCAAUAUCGCCUGAUCCAUUACCACGAUCUCGUUCUCGUUCAAGUGUUGUUCUUAUUGAUGAUAAAGGUAGUAAUGGACAUAAUACUCGUCAACCAUCAUCAUCAGUUACACAAAAACGUCGACGAGAAAAUUCCAAUCGUACACCUUCACCACGUUCGGCAACAUCUCGAUCACGUAGUCGUAGUUCAAUAGAAGGUUCAAAAUCACCUGUUGUUCGUAAAAAUGUUAACAGCAAUAAUAAUCAUCGUUCACCAUCACCUGUUCGUCAAUCGAAUUCAUCAUCAAAACGACGUCGUCGUCGUGGUAGUGAUGCUGAUUCAGGUCGACAUAUUUGUGCUAUUUGUUCAUGUGAUGUCGAAGCAGCUAAACGUUUAUAUGGUGUACUUGAUAAUUGCGAUCAUAUUUUUUGUUAUGAAUGUAUUGUUUCAUGGAAACGUUCAAAAUAUAGUAAUGCUGAAUCGGAAAGUUGUCCAGUGUGUAAAGUUCGUUCAGCAUUUAUAACACCAAGUAAAAAUUGGUUUGAAAAUAAAGACGAUAAAUAUCGUCUUGUUAAAAAACAUAAAAAUCAUUUAAAGACAUUACCUUGUCGGUAUUAUCUUCGUCAUGGUUUUUGUCGUUAUUCGGAUCGAUGUUUUUAUGAUCAUCAUGAAGCAGCUAAACAAUAUAAACAACAACAUCAACAUUCAAGAGAACGUGAUCGAGAUCGUGAUCGUGAUCGGGGGGACCGCGAACGUGAUCGUGACCGUGAACGUGAUCGUGAUCAUCAAAGUAGUAGUCAUCAUACUGCAAAUAAUGGAAGCCGUUCUUAUUAUCAUUCACCAUCACCACCACCACCAUCAUCAUCAAGUCGAUAUUCAUCGUCACGUUAUCGUGAACGUGCUUAUUAA